Messenger RNA from Ylistrum balloti, 8162 nucleotides. RefSeq names its product nuclear pore complex protein Nup153-like. Gene Ontology annotation, molecular function: structural constituent of nuclear pore. The record is from RefSeq and is a predicted model, not a curated record. The coding region runs from base 8 to 4300 and encodes 1430 amino acids. NCBI's taxonomy places the organism in Eukaryota, Metazoa, Mollusca, Bivalvia, Pectinida, Pectinidae. Gene Ontology annotation, cellular component: nuclear pore. Gene Ontology annotation, biological process: RNA export from nucleus; protein import into nucleus. The transcript has 26 exons.
AAUCAAUAUGUCUGAGGAGGGUGGUGGCAAGAUAAAAAACAAGAAAGUUUUGAAUCCACCGAAACCAUACGAACGGCGGAAAUCAUUCCUUGGAAAAGUUACAGACACUGUUAAAGAAUUGAUUUCGCCAUCUUGGCUAUCAGACUUGGUGAAUAGUGUGAAAAAACCAAGCCCACAGCGAGGAGAUGAACUGUCAACUCCUCCAGUCCAAGAGCCACAGUAUAUGAGUUCCCUUCCAUCGCAGCAACGUAAUAGGAUUCCAUCUAGAGAUUCUUCUCAAUAUUGUCCUCCAAAGUUUGUACCAUUGACACGAAAUGGUCUGGCCAACCUUUCCCCCAGGUCUUCGUUACCUCUGGUACCCUCCUUGCCACUUCAGCAGCCCCCACAGCAAUCGCAACCACCAAUGACAUUCUGCACCCAAAAGAGUGAUAAUGGAGAAGGAUUGAGGAAAAACCAAACACAACCAAGCAUUUUCUUGCAAGAUACUAAAUCAGUUGAUAGAAAUAGGAACUUUUUGAGUAAUUGCACAAUUGGGAGGGGGCAGUUGGACAGUGAUAUUUCAUCAGGGCCAAGUGAUGAUAUUGCCAGACCAGGACCUAGCAAUACAGAGACAAACCCUGCAGAUAUCUCAUCCAUUUGUAAUCACAAUGAGAGUGAGGAAAGCGAAGAGCAGGAAGAAACACUACCUGCAUCUGUAAAUCGUUUGAACAAAUCAACAACUUGGACUGAAGGAUUCACUGCCAGGAAGUCAAAACCGUCAAGUUACAGCAAACCUGGAUUUGACAUAUCCCUAUUUGGGGCGCCCCUUCAUAGUAAUUCCCUCUUGGGGGAAAGUUCUCAUGAGUCAUCAUUUUAUCCCGGUAAGACAACCUACGGAGGAGCGUCAGCGCAAAGGAAGACAAGGUUAAAUGUCACAGGGCCUUAUCAGUCACCUUUCCCAAUGCGUCAAAAAAUGAAAGUAAAGCCAGUCAAUACAUCUAGAAGUGCUGCAACUAGUUCAACGGCACAGAAGAUUCUGGAAACACUAGAAAAGAUGUCAACUCCAUUGUCUGAAGCUAAGAAAAUACCUACUGAUGAUACAGUGUUGCGACUGAAUUCUUCAUUCAAUCCUACAAGUUAUAAACCAGCACGCCAUAGCAUAGGCUCCUACCUUAACACAAGACGUGAACUACAGAAAUCCCAGAGUGGCCCACCAACAGGUAAAGUUAGCACACCUGUACCAGCCUCCAUCAGUCGUAACUACCAGCGAGUAACAGUUCCCCAGACACAGUCAGACAAGGGUUUCUUAAAUGCAAAAGUACCUACAAAGAUCAGUCGACCAACCCCUCAGGAACCAGAGAAGACGCCGAGCAUUGCAUCAGGGGGUGGAAAACUGAAAAGUAAAAAGUUUCAGCAGCACUUUCCAGGACGGAAGGCUGCUGAAGAGGAGGAAGAAGAGGUUGAAAUGCCCAAUUUACGAACAGAAUUCACAUUGCCAGUGAUUGGUACCCCUCAAUUUGAUUUUGGAACAUCACAACUUACCAAGCCAGUGGAAAAGAAGGCAGAAAAGUCCAACGCAGAAUUUACUUUCGCGACACCCAUACAGAAAACCCCAACUAAACAGUCGGACCAGGUCCCACCCACAAAAACAGACUUCACCUUUAGUUCUCCACUGAAUAUGGAAAAUGAGAGUAAUUUAAAGCCCAAAUCUGUCACAUUUGACAUUGGGCCAGUGAAGGACAAAGAAUCUCCAGCCGCCUUCUCCUCACCCGCCUUCAAGUUUGGAAGUCCUAUGGGCCUUCAGUCCAAGUCUCCAUCAAACCUUGGAGCAUCACCAGUCCUUCCCAGAUCUUCAGGAGGUCUGGUUCCUGCCACGGAACUGAAAUCUGGUAGUGUGAUGGAUGUUCUUGGUAAGUCAGGGGAGAGUGGCUUCAGUUUUGGCUCUACCAAGACCAACAAAGACACAACAAGCAUGGGUGGAUUCAAACCUGCAUCAGAACUGAAGCAAGGCAGUGUGAUGGAUGUUCUGGGUGGAUCCAGUGCCAAGACAUCUUCAUUCAAUAGCAGCUUUGAACCUGCCAAAGAACUCAAAAAAGGGAGUGUUACAGAUGUUCUUGGUAAAAGUUCAAAGGAGGACAGCAAACCCAGUCUGUCCGCCAUGUUUAAGGUCGCAGAAGGCAGCUGGGAGUGUGAUUCCUGCUGUAUCAACAACACAGCUGAUAUCAUAAAGUGUGUAGCCUGUGGAGCCAAAAAGCCAGAUGCUGCAGGUUCUGCGUCACCCUCCAGUCAACCAAACUUGUCGUCCGUAUUUAAAGUUGCAGAAGGAUCAUGGACUUAUGACAGCAGUAUGAUACAGAAUAAGUCUACUGAUACAAAAUGUGUCCCUUGUCAGGCAAAUAAACCAGGAUCUGCUGGUUCUGCUAAUUCUCCUGUAAAAGAAAGUUCAACUGCCAAAUUCGAGAAACCCACAGGAAAUUGGGAAUGUGAUACCUGUCUAGUUCCAAAUGAUGGAACAGCCUCCAAAUGUAUAGCAUGUGAGACACCUAGGCCUGGACUUCAACUUAAACCAUCAGUUUCUGGAGGAUUGAAAUUCGGUGGUGUACCUGUCAGCAAAUCAACUGGUAGUGUAGAUCAAGGUGGUUUUAAAUUUGGAGAUGCAAGCAAAGACUCGUCUACUGACAGUAAACCUGUGAGCUCAUUUGGAGCAGGACAAUUAUCUUUUGGAAUACCACCUGUUUCAAGUAGUAAUUCCACCUCUGAACCAUCCAAAAGCUCAACAAAUGUGACUGAGGGUUUUAAAUUUGGAAGUGGAGAAGUUUCCUCAGGUGGUCCUAGUGUGGGAGGCUUUAAAUUUGGGACUGGAGCUAGUGCACCAAAUAUCACUCCAACAACAGGCUUCAAAAUAAAUUCUAUAGUUGUUUCUAAAAGUGAUACUGUUUCUGGUGGUUUUCAGAUGCCAUCUGUGAAAUCUUCACCUGUUGGUGAUCAAAGUCAGAAUAAAAGUGAAAGUUCUAGUACAUUUAAAUCUCUAUUUGGUAUUGAUAAAUCUGAAAUAACAUCGGGUCCAAAGACUGAUUCUACCUCAGGAAAGGUGUCCAAUGGCAGUUUAUCAACACCUGCAACCGGUUCUUCAGCUGGUGGUUUUCAGUUUGGAGCUCCUACGAAACCUCCCACUACAUUUAGUGCUGGGCCAGAUUUCACCAUGGCUAAGUCAUCUGAAGAGACACACAAACCAGCUCCCUUAUUUAAUGUACAACCACCAGCCAGCACUGUUGCAGCCCCAUCAUUAAAAAGGAGUCACAAUGAAGAAAAUGGACCAAGUGAUACCAAGAGGACACCAUUUAUGUUCAAUGCUGGAUCUACAGCAGAGCCUGCAAAGUCACUUGGAAACAAUAUUUUGUUUGGUGCACCAGCCUCAGCCCCUACUCCUGCAACCAAAGCAUCAAUAUUCCAGACCCCUACUGCCCCUACCUCAAGCAUGUCUACGGCAGUGUCCACAGCUCCAGCUGGAGGAUUUAAUUUUGGGAUGGGAGGUAACUCUGCACCCUCUGGAGGACUUGGAAAUUCCAGCUUUGGAACUACUGCUAAAAAUCCUUCUGGAUUCAACUUCAAUGUUGAUUCAAACAAAUCAGCUGUGUUCAAUUUUGUUGGUGGGUCUAGUACAGCAGCAACAACAGCUCCUGUUUUUGGUGCAAGCUCUAUCAACACAGAUGUGAAAACUUCUGCUCCAUCAGCACCAUUUUCAUUUACGGCUCAACCCUCUGCUCCUGAAGCCAGUCAGGGACUUCCGACUCCUUUUGGAUCUGCCCAAGAUUCUACACCUGCACCUGCAUUUGCAGCCAAUACAUCUGGGUUUGGAACUGGAAGUAACAUGUUUAGCAGUAGCAGCAGUACCCCAUCAUUUGGAGCCAAUGGGGCAGUUCCUCCAUCUGGGUUUGGUGCAGCUGCGGCCGGGUUCAACAACACGUCAACAGGAAAUGCUCCCGCCUUUGGUGCAGCCGCCACCACCUCCAACACUGCACCUACAGGAAGCUUUAGUUUUGGAAAUCCACAACAAUCAUUCAACUUUGGUGGACAAUCAAAUACACCGGUAAACAAUGGAGUGUUCCAGUUUGGUGCAAAACCAGGUGAAGGAACUCCUGCUGCUGCUGCACCACAGACUAAUGCAGGAUUUAACUUCAAUGCUUCAUCUUCAUUUAAUUUUGGACAGAGUACCCAACCAGCCAUGCAAGGCGGUAAUGCCUCAUUUAACAUAGGAUCAAACAAUGAUGCAAGUUCAGGAAGGAAAAUAAAGAGGGCUGUACGUAAAAUACGUCGCUGAAACAGACUAAUACCACUGCUCUUUACUCCAGUUUAUUGUCACUUUUCAGGAACAUUUUCAUCCUGGAUUGAUGUUAACAUAGUUGGCAUGAUCAAAGAUCUGUUUUGGAUCACUACAGACUGUGGAGAAGACACAGUGUCAAGACAAGUUGAGGAUAGAACGAGAAUACUGAAUUGUGAUAGUCAAUUGAAAUCACUAAGGUUAGAUGUAUCAUGUGACUGAGGCUGGUAACACAGCCGAUACAGGAAAUAUACCAUUACAGUACCUGCUGGCACAGUGACAGAUGUAGACCACUGCAGCAGUCAGAGGUGGUGCAAGUUUCACUGAGAUUGACAGAAUUAGAUAAAUUCACAGUAAAACAGGCUUUUGGACUCACCAUUUGUACUUGUGCAUUAUUUUCUGCAUAAGUCUGUGAUGUCAUUAGAAGUGAAGAAAAAGUAUCCAAAGACACAGGUUCAUUUUAGAAAACAAAGAUGAAUUAACGAAAUUUGGAAUUUUAGGAGUUUAAAAGUUGGACUUGUGAAGGUUAUCAGUUCCAUCAAUUGUAACAGGUAGCUGUGAAAGUUAUUACACCCUUAAAAGAUUUGUAUUUGGAUGUUAACAAAUUUUCUUUGAUUAACUAUGGACAACUGCUGCCGAUGAUAUAUCUUGAAACAGCAGUAUAAAGCUGAUGAUAAUUUACUGGGCAUUGCAACAAGAAGUACUUGAAUGAUGCUAUUUUCAUCUAAACAUAUGUACGUAUUGCCUAAAAUUAAAUAUAAAUUGUCAGCUGUGACUAGUUUGUGAAAUCUUAUUGCUCAAAUACUGCUUGGACACUGUACCGCUUGUCUGGUGCAACACAAAUCUCUACAUUCCAUUGAAGUGAUCAGUUUUAAGUUGUCAGAUACAGGAGUUCUACAAAAAUGUCGUGAAACAUGAUUAGGAUGUUUACGAUUAUUCAUUGAACUAGAAAAAUAAUAAAAAAAAAAAACAGGUUUGAACAGGCACAGGUCAUUUAAUUAUAAUAUGGUAGUAUGCAUACUCUUGGGGUUGCGGUCAGGAAUUGUAUGUAUCGUAUAUGGUACACAUGAUGUGAUCAGUUUGAUUUGACUCGGCAUUGGGUUUGGAAGCUUGUCUAUUUAUUUUUCAUUUUUUAAAUACAAAGCUAACAAAUUGUUUCUUUGCCUAAGCAUUGUCAGAGAUCACUUUUAGUCAAAAUGAGAAUUGAUGUUUUUUAAUCUGUAAAUCAACAAAAUAACACAGGAAGCACUGUUUACGUAUGCACAGAUAUUAUGUAAAUAAUGACCACUUGUAUAAUCCAGAUAUACUUUGUUGGGGAAAUUUUGAAAAGUUGUUCAUUUCUUUAGUACAUUUAUAUAUAUCUGUAUUAAACAAGAAACUACCACGUAAUUGUAAAUAAUUGUACAUAAUAGCUGUUUUCAUUCUACAGUUGUGUAGUAAAGAUGUAUUUUUUACAUAUCUGUAGGCUGCUGGACAAAUUUUGCAGGUCCUGUUGGUUUUAUUUGGUGCUAAAAAGGGUAAUUCCUAGUAAUUGACUAAUGUACCAGUCUUAUUGGCUCAAAAGUCUUAUCUUACUAACCUGCAGAGUUUGUUCAAAUCAUUGAUCUCUUGUAGUAUCACAUAGGAGAAAUGUGGGGGUGGGGUUGGGGAAUAUUAAUUGAUAUUAAGUAACUUGAAAAUAAUUUAUAUUGAUUUGUUCAAAAAGUCCUGGUAUGGGAAUUUGUUAAAACACUAUGUGGUACUAGAGAAAAUUUAUUGCAUGUAUUAGCUUUGAAUUGAACUAAAGUAUUUGCUUGAAUGUGUAUGUAAUCACAGUCAUAAAGACUCUUUCAAACAAUUUAUAAUGGAUCCCAAAGUCUUUCCACAAAUAUGUCGACUAUCCUUUGCAAAUAGGUAUAUGUUAUAUAACAAUAACAAUGUUUUUAAAAAUGUGAACAUAUUUCGAAGAGUUCUACAUACCCUGCUGGUUUCAUUGUUUUGAGUGUGUUGUUAUGAGGUAUAGUUGAGAGCAUAUGUGGAGUAGUGUUGUAACACAGAAUUAAUUUAUUUGUCCUACAUCCUUUGGUCAUUUAUUACACAUGUACUUAUAUUUCUCUUUUCAUCAUGCUCUCAUCUUCAAAAGUCAUUCACAAAAGAUGAGGUUAGGCUGUUAAAGCAAAAGCCAGAAACAAAACAAAAGAAAGAUAUAAAGAAGCUUCCUAGAUAAUAUAUAACAACUGGAAUCAUUUAAAAAUAGAACAGGGGAAUAAAAAGUUUGUGUUUGUUGAUAAACAAUAGAAAUAAAAGCAAAAGACAAAAUUCCAAUAGAGGAUGAAUGUCAAUUAGAGUUUGUUUCUUGUCUCUGCGGUUUUAAGUGAGGACAUCGAUUUUGAGUGCUUCCUUGAUACUUCUGUUAAACUCUUUUAACAGAAGAGGUGUCAAAUUAGAACUGACUGCCAUGUUUAAGCCAGAAUGUACUCAAAUUAGUAUGUAAUACAGUAGAAACAACCAGCUCAGAUCUGACUGAAAGAUUUUUUUUGGUCUUUGAUGAAUAAGUAUUGAUGCUGUAAUUUAUUAUUCAUACAGUACGGAUUGGUGCAUGGAGGCCUGCUGGGCUAUAUUUAAUGGAGUGUCUACGCCGAUAGAAACACUCAAUACACGCUUUCUACUCUGCGUAUGGCCUCAGGAUUUUGUGUACGUAAAUAAUUCAUAUUUGUUUCGUACUGAUGCAGUGAAUGGUUUCGUUUAGAUGUAUGCAGUAUCAAUACAUUUGUGCAUUGACAAAUAUUUCAAUAGAAUAUUAAUGCUAGGUGUUAAACUUGAGUGAAUCUUCUGAUACAUAAUGUAUUAUGAUUUUCUGAUAAGCGUUAUCCUUCCAACUUGUUAGCAUAAUGCUGACUUAACAUAAAAAACUACAAAGAUCUUUUAAAGGUUUUCAGUUGCCAUUGUGUCGGCUGUAGCAUGUACUUUGUACUCUGAUGUGAUGAUAAGUAGUCAGUCACACCAAUGUGAAAGUGGAACUGAAUCAUUGUCACCCAUUUUGGGAGGAAUGUUGAUAAACAAUUUUUCUUCUGAACAUUCUCAAAUCUGAAUUAAACAUUGUUCUGUUGAUACUCCAAUGUAUUAUUAAGUGUGCUUUGCCACUCGUGGUUGUAUGUCUGUCCUGUGUGCUAAUUGACAAUGACCUCAGCAGGUGUACUGUGUUGUACACAAAGAGUCUUAAAACUGUGAUGCAUAAGUUGUUUUAUUAUUAUCAUUAUUGUGUAUUAUGAUAAGGUGGUGUAUCUUGUGUUCCAUACAAAUGCAGGAUUUCACAGAUGACAGAGUCAGCAAAAAGAGAUUUUAGGACCACUCUUCUUUCCACCAAAUAUACUUAAGUUUGAUGUAUACAUUUGUAGUUGUAAAUUUGAAAAUACUAUUGUUCACACAACUUUUGAACCGUGUUGCAUCAGGUGGUAAAGAAAAAUGGUUUUAUUGUUUUGCUGAGAGCAGCAGUUUGGUGAAUUUAUUGAUACAUCUGUUUGUAUAUGGACUAUUUUUACAGUUCUGAAAUCAUGGUUUGAUCUACACUUUCAUUCUUCUUCAUCUUUCUCUUUCAUUUUUGUGAUGUUGAAAUGUGAAUUCACCAUUCUGCUUCUCAAACACAAAAGGUUGGGCAAUGCCCUGUUGUUAUCAAAAUUUUGUUUUGGAGAUUUAUUUUUAGGUAAAAAUUCUGGGUAUGAUAGAGGUGGUUUGUAAGUGAGUGCUGUAUUUAUUGAUGAACGAUCUGUGAAGUUCUGUACCUGUGAGUUGACUGUUUGUGGCCUGGUAUGGGUCUUGUGAGAGUGAAUGGUCGCAAGUCUGGUGGAAAAAUUAUGAUUGUCAAUAAAAUAUCUUUGACAUA